AUAGAUCGAAAUAUCAAGUAAGGUCAGCCCUUUUCGACCUUUUUUUUUCGUCGGCUGUGGUGAAUUUACAUUUUCUUUUUAAUACCUAGUAGGUUAAAACUUACAGUUCAUUAAUCAUGUUCCGUAAUAUUUCUACUGCGGUGAAAGGAUGUACCGAAGUCGUGGCGACCACAUCCACCAAGGCGCCGUGCCCAGGUAAACCGUCUAAACAAAUUGUGCCGCCUAGGCCAAUCUACCUGACCAACUUCACCUUGCAAAGUAAUCUGUUGUCCAAGAAAGCAUUAACUUCAGUCACCGCGACCCAAAUUCGUUUGGUCCACACCGAUUUCAAGAUUCCAGAUUAUACCGAUUACCGUCGUAACUCUGUGAAGGAUCCGAAUGCUUCUAACCGCGACACAUAUGAAAGUCGAAAUGCCUUUACUUACAUGGUUUUGGGUACUGCCGUCACUGGCACAAUGUUCUGCGCCAAGGCAAUUGUUCACAAGUUUGUUUUGUCAAUGGCACCAGCUGCCGAUGUCUUGGCCAUGGCGUCCAUAGAAGUUAACCUUAAUGAUAUACCGGAGGGUAAGAAUGCAACCAUCAAGUGGAGAGGAAAGCCCUUGUUUGUUAGACAUCGUACAACCACCGAAAUCGAAGCUGAGCAAAAUACCUCUCUGGCUGAACUCAGAGACCCGGAAGACGAUUCUGUCAGAGUUCAAAAGCCCGAAUGGUUGGUAAUUGUUGGAGUAUGCACUCAUUUAGGUUGUGUACCAAUUGCCAACGCAGGAGAUUGGGGUGGUUAUUACUGCCCGUGUCAUGGUUCACAUUAUGAUGCAGCUGGUAGGAUUCGUAAAGGACCUGCACCAACAAACAUGGAAGUACCACCUUAUAAAUUCAUUAACGAUAAUACACUUCUAGUAGGUUAAUGUGUAAUUAUUCAAGUUUUUGUCUCUAGAUGUACAUGUACGUUGUUAACAUUUUUUUAAAUAUAUGUUAUCUUGCUAUCUGAAAAUUACUUUGUUUUUAAAGUCUAAAAGUAUGAAAU
Myzus persicae (green peach aphid) is the source of this 1024-nucleotide messenger RNA. It is a transcript of the gene RFeSP, whose product is annotated as cytochrome b-c1 complex subunit Rieske, mitochondrial. Gene Ontology annotation, cellular component: membrane. Gene Ontology annotation, biological process: mitochondrial electron transport, ubiquinol to cytochrome c. Bases 117 to 905 code for a protein of 262 amino acids. The transcript has a single exon. Lineage: Eukaryota; Metazoa; Arthropoda; Insecta; Hemiptera; Aphididae. Gene Ontology annotation, molecular function: 2 iron, 2 sulfur cluster binding; quinol-cytochrome-c reductase activity. The record is from RefSeq and is a predicted model, not a curated record.